UGUACACUCUAGGCUGUGUCGCAGGUUUCUUGCCAGGACAUGGGACGGAGGCUAAGCUAUGAACACCUCCGACAGGAAGCCCAGAGCCCACACUAAUGCAGCCCCUUUUUCGUCUGUAAGGCCUAGUCCGUGAGGCCCAAAGCCCUUUCAGUUUCUGCCCUCCGCGGUCCCUGACUCUGCCAGUAAUAAACAUGGCUCCAUUAUGUUGCUACCGGCACGAUCAUGUGACACCGACGAAGCUCCGCCCACUCAGGCUGUGCCUGCGUUAGAGGUUCCGAAUCUGCCCCCGGCCCGAGCGCUGUAACCCGGCCGCCAUAGACGCUUGUAAUGCCGCUGCUGGCAUGUCAUGUGUACACGGGGGGCAGCCGGCCUUGGGGACUUUUAACAAGGAUCGCAUUCAGAGCUUCACCGAGAUCUUUAUCUUUAACACAGCGCAGAAACCAUGCCGGUGUUGUCUCUUUGUCCUAUGACUUGUUUGAGGGAAAAGCACCUGGACCACCCCUGGUCCUUCUUCAUGGAUUGUUUGGCAGCAAAUCAAACUUCCAAUCUAUUGCCCGAGCUUUGGUGCGACGGACAGAUAGAAAGGUAUUAACAUUAGAUGCCCGCAACCAUGGCAGCAGUCCACAUUGUGAUACUAUCACGUACCCUGCGAUGAGUGACGAUGUCCGUCGCCUCCUACGGCAGCUAAACAUUUCUAGUUGUGUCUUAAUCGGUCACAGCAUGGGAGGCAAGACCGCCAUGACCUUGGCACUGAGUGAACCUCACUUGGUAGAGCGUUUAUUAUGUGUGGACAUUAGUCCUUCUCCAACAUUACCUCAGACUGGUUUCCCUCAGUAUAUCAAAAUUAUGCAGAAUGUGCAUUUGGAAGGGACGAUGCCAAGGUCUACAGCCAGGAGACUGGCAGACGAGCAGCUCAGUGCAGCAGUCAAGGAAGCAUCUGUUCGCCAGUUUUUGCUAACCAACCUUGUGCAAGAAAAUGGACAUUUUAAGUGGAGAGUAAAUCUUGAUGCCAUCUCCAACCAUCUCCAAGAUCUACUAGACUUCCCAGAGUUUCAUACAUCUUACCCUGGACCUACACUCUUUCUGGGAGGUGCUCAUUCUCCAUACAUUAGUUCAGAGAAUUAUCCUGAAAUAGAACGCCUCUUCCCGUGUGCAAACAUCGAGUACAUUGAAGGUGCGGGACACUGGGUACACGCCGAGCAGCCCCAGGACUUCCUCAAUGCCAUCUGCAGCUUUGUAGAGUCAACGUAACACAAGACUUUCUGUAGAACCAGCCUGCUCGUUCAAUGAUGUGUCGUCUAGACUUCCGGAAACCGUCGUAGCAGUAUUAUAAUGUUUACAAAUAUCGGUGUGGAAAUUAUUGAAUACGUUAUUACAAUGCCAAAUGUAACAAUUGCAUAUAUUUGUGAAUCUGAUGGCAGAGUAGUAAUCACUGUAUAGUAAUAUCCUAUUUUUUACUUUCAGAGAUAUUGUCAGUUUUCAGUUUUGGCGGUCACUUUAGAAUUAAAUUCUCAACAACUUCAAAAAUGUAAGCUAGUUUGAUGGUGGCAGCCAUGAACGUUCCUGAAUAUUUAAUGAAAUAUAUCUUUAUGGCA
Molecule: messenger RNA, 1595 nt
Organism: Bufo bufo (common toad)
Lineage: Eukaryota; Metazoa; Chordata; Amphibia; Anura; Bufonidae
Gene: ABHD11
Product: abhydrolase domain containing 11
Exons: 6
Coding region: 328-1251 (307 amino acids)
Cellular component (GO): mitochondrion
Source: RefSeq, a predicted model, not a curated record